AUGAUCCGAGACAACAAUUUUGCCGAAGUGUGGAAGCAGUUGUGCGAGCAGUUUGAAAACAAGCGCGUCAUCGUCGACACCCACAUCGACGGUUUGAUGCAGCUGAAACCAGUAGUGAAGGGCAACUUCAAGGACUUAUUGGAGCUGACGAAAUCCUGUGAGCGUCAUGUCGCUGGGCUGGAGUACCAGGGCCUGGCGGUGGACGAGCUAUCCGGAAUCAUCAUCACGAAGCUGUUGACAUCCCGUCUGGACGAUCACUCCCUGCAGCUGUGGGAACGGCGGCAGAAACACGAACUUCCUUCGCAACCCUCUGAGUCCGAAACCCCUCCAUUGAAGAGUUCCGCCAAGGUAGCUACCGAAGCAGGCGCAAUUCCAAAUACCGUUCCGUCACCAAACGCCAAUCCCUCGUGUUCCUGCAACCAUUCGAAUACCACGAAGACUGGGAUGCUGUUGACUGCUGUCGUCAAUCUUGAGAGUGCCGAUGGUGAGUUAGUCCCUUGUCGUGCAAUGCUGGAUAGUGGUUCCCAAGUAUGCUUCGUGUCUGAGAUGAUCGCCAACCGUUUGAUGGUCCCCCGUGAAUCAGUGAACGUGCCCGUUACCGGAAUAGGAGGAGCUAAGGUCUAUGUGAGAGACAAGCUGGUUGUCACGAUGCAGUCCAGGUGUUCAAGUUUCUCUACUGACGUUGAAUGCCUUGUGGUACCGAAGGUGACCGGUAUUAUUCCUUCUGUCAAAAUCAACACCUCGUCCUGGCCAAUCCCUGUUGGAGUCCAGCUCGCUGAUCCUACGUUCCACACGCCUAAUAGAAUCGACAUGUUGAUCGGUGCCUCAAAGUUCUUUGCCUUGCUGAAGUCUGGUCAUAUCCAUCUAGCCGACGGUCUUCCCGAACUCCACGAGACUCAUCUGGGUUGGGUCUUCUCAGGAGAACUAGACAACGAAGUUUCCAACACUGUUCUGGCCCAACAUGUGUCGCUUGAUUCGCUUGACGUCGCAGUGCUCCAAGACAACCGAUCCGUAGCUCUUCGUCGUUUCUUGAUGCUCGAAAGGCGGUUUCAGAAGGAUCCAAAUUUGAAACAGCUGUACGUUGCCUUCAUAGCUGAGUAUGAAGCAGUAGGUCAUUGUCAGGAAGUUGAUGAAUCUAAUGACGAUCCUGCCGAAGGACGUUAUUACUCACCGCAUCACGCGAUAUUACGCCCAACCAGUUCGACGACCAAGCUGAGGGUAGUUUUCGAUGCUUCAGCGAAGGGCACCCCGGCAAGCAAAUAUCUGAACGAAGUACUUCAAGUUGGAGGCGUCGUCCAGAGUGACUUGUUGAGUAUUCUUCUUCGAUUCCGGGUCCACCCUGUGGUGUUCACUGCUGAUAUAGCCAAAAUGUAUCGGCAAAUACUGGUAGCUGCAGAACACACACAAUUUCAACGGAUUUUCUGGCGAACCGAACCAAAUCAACGACUUCGAGUUCUUGAGCUGUUAACCGUCACGUAUGGGACGGCAUCCGCGCCAUUUCUGGCCACGAGGUGUUUGGUUCAGCUGUGCAAAGAUGAAGGAAGCCGUUUUCCCAUUGCAGCCAAAAUUAUCACGGAAGAUUGUUACGUGGAUGACGUUCUUUCUGGUGCGGAUAGUGCAGAAGAAGCCGCUGAAGCACAGAGUCAACUGGAAGGUCUUCUCCAACUUGGUGGAUUCCCUAUUCACAAGUGGAGCUCAAACUGUCCGGAGUUGCAGGAGCGAAUCCCUGAGGAAAAUCGAGAAAAGUUGGUACGUCUGGAUUCCACUGCGGACAACGAAGUGAUCAAGACCCUUGGGCUUACCUGGAGUCCGAGCUCGGAUGAGUUUUUAUUUGUCACGAGGUCGAAGUUCCCAGCAGACUCAACUCAAACCUAUACCAAGCGAAAGGUGUUGUCGGAAAUCGGAAGGCUUUUCGAUCCUUUGGGCUUGGUCUCUCCCAUCAUCGUGGUUGCCAAAAUCCUUAUGCAGAAGUUAUGGACCGCUGGUCUGUCUUGGGAUGAGAAACUUGAAGGAGAAUUGCUUCAGUCUUGGUUGAAGUUCCGCGAUGCUCUGCCACAAAUGAGUGAAAUGAAAAUCCCUCGACGUGUUAUUCCAUCCACCGCCGUUGCCAUGGAAAUCCAUGGAUUUUCCGAUGCGUCUAUCUCGGCGUACGGCGCCGUCUUGUACGUACGAAAUGUGUUCCCCGAUGGCAGCGCCGAGUUGCGACUCCUUUGCAGCAAAUCAAAGGUUGCUCCGAUAGCCAAAUUGAGCAUUCCAAGAAAAGAGUUGUUGGCAGCCCAGCUUCUAUCCCGACUGGUUGUGAAGGUGAUUGGAUCGAUGAAAAAUAGAUUUGAUGACGUUGUCCUUUGGUCGGACAGCCAAAUAGUGCUUGCCUGGUUGCGCAAGCCCCUGACCUCUCUCCAAGUGUUCGUAAGAAAUCGUGUCUCGGAAAUCAUUACGAAAACCCAAGAAUACACCUGGAAGUAUGUCUCUACUAAGGAGAAUCCCGCAGAUAUUGUGUCCAGAGGAUCCCUGCCCAGAGCCUUGAUGUGUAAUGAGUUGUGGUGGAAGGGUCCCUCAUUCCUACAAGAAGCAAGGUACGAAAUCGAGCCGCCAAAACAGCUACCAGAUGCGGAGUUGCCUGAAAUGAAAUUGACACCUUUCGUCUCAGCAGCUGUAUACAACGUCGAUGAUCUUCCUGUGUUUACCAAGUUCAGCUCGUUUCGGAAGCUGCAAAGGGUCAUCGCAUAUGUCGAACACUUUAUCUCGAACUGUAGAGUCAAGGAUCCCAAGCUCCGAACCCGUGUGCGCUACCUCACUGUUCCCGAGUUAAGGCGAUCGUUGGAGACCAUCAUCAAGGUUGUGCAACAUGAGGUGCUUGGUGAUGAAAUCAACCGCAUCGAGAACAACGAACCGUGUAAACGAAUUGCCUCCCUGAACCCUGUGUACCAGAACGGAAUCCUGCGAGUAGGAGGCAGAUUGAAGAAUUCGCCCGUAUUGACCAUGACCAAAUACCCGUAA
Molecule: messenger RNA, 3000 nt
Organism: Aedes albopictus (Asian tiger mosquito)
Lineage: Eukaryota; Metazoa; Arthropoda; Insecta; Diptera; Culicidae
Exons: 3
Coding region: 1-3000 (999 amino acids)
Source: RefSeq, a predicted model, not a curated record